Messenger RNA from Mya arenaria, 11416 nucleotides. RefSeq names its product cilia- and flagella-associated protein 54-like. Bases 123 to 10958 code for a protein of 3611 amino acids. The transcript has 73 exons. Gene Ontology annotation, biological process: cilium assembly. The record is from RefSeq and is a predicted model, not a curated record. Gene Ontology annotation, molecular function: protein binding. Lineage: Eukaryota; Metazoa; Mollusca; Bivalvia; Myida; Myidae.
CAUAAUGGCCGCGUCCAUAGACGCUUCUGUUUUUGUUUUGUUAUAGUUUGAGUGUUUUUUAAAAGAGAACAUUUUAAAGCUCAAAUUGACAUUUAGAAGUGCUUUUAACUUACAAAGACAAAAUGGCAUCCAUUUUGCGAAACGCUGCAGCAGCAGUGAACAACAAAGGAAUGCCAAGUUCAUUUUACAGUAAAGACAAACCAAACCCUGUUUUACAAUCUCUAGACAAGGAAAUAAAACAGUUUCAAGGAUUUAUCAAAAAGAAAAACGUCAAAGGUUAUCAAAAACCGGAUGAGGAAUCUCAGUCUAGACCGGCUGAUACACUGUUUGAAAUUUGGAACAAAUAUGAGCCCAGACUACCAAGGUCAUACUACCAGGGGAAGCUGUUGGAAGUUGGAGACUUUCUUAUGUCAAACAAGGAGUACAGUUUGGCUCUAUGGCAGUGCUAUGACAGAUACCUGAUGCACUUUGGGGAUAUUGAUGUAGUGGAAAUCACAGAUGUUGACACAUUCAAGUCCACAUUCUUCCCUCACGGCUUUGAUGGAGAUGGUGCUGAUCUAACAUUCCGAGCCCUAAUGGGCAAGAGCAUCAGCAUGUACCAGGUUAUUCGAGUGUCCGAUCCCAAACUCCAGAACACACAGAACAUUACCAACUGUGUAAAGAUCCUCACCUUUCUCAGGCUUGUCACACAAGUCAUUCUGCCCAUUGAGAAACUCUGCUGGCUCGUCUACAAUGGCACAAUCCACAUAUACAGCAUGUCCCGGUACCUGAUGUCGCUCGGCCAUUCUGCCAAGGUUCUGGAGUACCUACUAUGGGCCAGUAUGUGUAUGGAGACCUCGGUUCCUCUCCUGACUGUCCGAUACCUGUCCUGGAGGUCAACACUCUACACAGCUGUCUGCCAGUGCUACUUUGAUUGCAAGGCAACAGAGCAGGCUGAGAGUUUUGCUCGGCGAGGGCUGGGGAAAAUCCAGGAACUGAGUCAACUAGAAUCCAUGAGCAGUGCCAAGGACACACCUGACAGAGAGGCUGCCUUCAGGCAGGCGACCAUUAAGAUGGCCAUCAUGGUAUUCCGUCGAUCAGUGUAUGAGACAAGGAGAAGACCUAAAGGGCUACUGAGACCUAAAACAAGGGCUAACCUCAAGGAUGCACAAAAUUUACAAUGGCCGCGUACCCCGAGCGAGAAGCUCUUGCAUGACAUGUUUGAGGGCAGUUCAACUCAACUUCUGUGUAUCCUCGAAGCCUUGAAUGAUACCAACAGGCGUAUACUGAUCACAAGCCCACCUGCACCAGACUCAGAGGUCGAAAUACUGGACGUGUAUGCGGAACUUUUUCUUGCUGGGCAGGAAAUUUUGGCUGGUGGAGGUGGACACAGGGUCUCCCUUCCGAAACCACCUAGUCGGAUAGGUGUGCCUGCCCUGGCUGGCAUUGCCCCGGGAAAGACACUCAUGGAAAUGGCUGCCAAGGGAGAGGAUGGAGCCACCAUUGAAGCUGCCAUCAAGCUGGUGAAGUUGGCUUUCUGUUAUGAGCAAUGGGAAGUGUUUGAAGCUCUCAAUGAUUCAGUGCUCACUUACCUAAGGAUUGUGAAUGAAGACAAGUUCCUAUGGGACGAGAAAUGCCUGCAGAUUCUGUCCGCUAUGGAAAAAGUCACGAGCGGAAAGAAGCAACGUCGCACUGUGUCACAAAAUGAAGAGGAACAGGGGGACCAUGAUCUAGCACCCUCUGUGCUUGCCCAGUCAACCCGAUCUGUGAACAUGAAUGAUGACUUGAUAAUUCUAGCAGACACUCUCAUGUCUGUUGUGGCGGGACCCUUUACCCCUGAGACCAUUGAGGUGGACAUUAUAGUGGAUGCAGCCCUCUACAUGUGGAACAAAUGCAAAGCUGUGUUCCAGAAAUAUCAGACUGGUUCUGUGGACAACCCAAAAUACCUUAGCAAGAUGGAAAACCCAACUAAGUGGGUUUACAUACUGGACGUUGUUCACCAGCUGUUGUGUUGGUGCGGAAUUAGCAGCGUGGACCCCGCGCUAACUGCAGAGGUCGUGUUACGACUUGGCCUUGUGUUGGAGAGUAGCGCGCAUCUUGAUCAGAUAGAAGGGAAAGAUACACCAGUAACCCCUGUGUCCACUGCAAGGGGAGAGAUAGAGGGAAAGUCCCCAAUCAAGGACUCAUCAAUGUCCGACCUCGGAGCACUGCAUGAUGGUAGCCAGCACAUUUCCCGCACGUCCAUGCUUUCCUCAUCCCUUAUCAAUGUGAACCCCCGUAACCAGCUCCUGCAGGCUCGAGACAUUCUCGAGCUCGGUUUGAAAAAUGUCUCGUUUGCGCGUGAGGCUGUGGCGUUGGCUGAUGGAAAAUCAAUCGCUGAUGUUAGCUGGGCAAAGAAAAUAAUACCACCUGAUAGACUUCCACCAGAAUUUAAGGGCAUAAAUGACCCUCUCCCACCAAUUUUUAUCCCCCUAAAAAAAAAUUCUGAAACAAAAAAUGGCUUACAAACCAGUCAAUCCCAAUUCUCCUCUCAUAAAAGUCAGUCAGAAAUGAUUGAAGAUUCAAAAAGUCUGGGUCAUUCAGAGGCUGGUAGAUCAGGGAAUCCGUACAUACUAGCUUACUCAAGAGAGGAGCUAAAUGAAGAACUCUUCGCGCCAGAUAGUCGACAAACUACUGACGUAUUGGGAGGUGGCAGAGGUGAUGGCACAAUAAAUCGGGAUGACCUGAUUCCAGAAAACCUCCGAGGCUCAGCCACCGCAGUUUGGAACACUGUGAAGGACCUUCACCUUGAACUGAUCCUCAUGUAUCAUCGCGUGUGUCUGAAGCUUGACCAGAUGGGGCCUGAUCCUUCAGUGAACAUGCCGAAACCGUUCAAGCGAAGGACUUGCUCUAGGAUGCAAUUUGGCAGUGACCGGUCUCUGCUAGACUCCUAUGUUGAGACCACAGACGAGCUACUGGCCCGCACCAAUAAGAACAACUUAUCCAAGGCCCUUCUCUACAUGGAGAAAGCUUACCUCUCACCCAGCGAUGGCAAGGUUACUAAGGAACAGAAGAAGCUACUUGAGAAUGCACUGACUUGUAUCCAAAAAGCUCAAAACGAAGAGAAGAGGACAUACCUAGACAAUACCGGUAUAUCCGAGGACAAACUCGUAGAAGGACGUGUCCCUCCCCAGCCCAUCCUGCUAUCCAGAACAGACCAUUCGAUUGUAUUCAAACCGGCUCCUUGGAAAUCUUCAACUGGAGAAAAGGUGGCGUGGUAUCGUGUAUUUGCUCGCAAUGCCACAGGCAGCAAUGUGAAGGCUAGGCUCAAUGACUACUUCUUCCCAGGCACCGGCCAACAGAUCCCAUACCACCACAAAGAGCUACGAGUGUCCGGCUUGAAGGCAAACGAGCGUUAUGUUUUCGCAGUGGCUGCAUACACACAAGAUGGGAAACUUAUCGGGGACGGAAUAGGAGAAAGCACAAAACCAAUAUUGGCCAACCACCCUCUUCCAGUGCUGACCACAUGGGCAUUCUUGGCUCAGUUGUCCUACCAGAUAGGCUGCUACGAUGUAUGUAGGCGGGCCUGUGAUGUCCUAUGGGAUCACUUCAUAGCAGAAAACCCACCUCCAGAGGGUGUGACUUACACAACAUCCAAUGAAAAGGACUUUAAGCUGACUCUUAUGAGAUUGAACCAGAAGGUAGUGUGCCUGUCAUCUCCAGUGAUUCUGAGAAUGUUCCUGGCCAGUAUCUUCAUCAGUGUGGACAUCAAUGUCCGAGAGGGAAAAAUCUUCUGUGACACCCUGUGUGAUAAAGGGCCUCUCUUCACUGGACAGAUUAAAAGGCUGAAGGAAUGCGAGAAGAUGCUGGUAGCCAUAGAAAUGGCGGGAUGGUUAAAUGAAUCCAACCUCGCUCUUCAAGCCGUGGUCCAGUGUUAUGGUCUACUGGCACCACUGAUAUUCUACAAGAUUCCUUCAAUACCAGUGUUCCAGAUACUACAGCGUUGCCACGCAGUAUUACAGGAGAUACCAGCAGGACUCCGUCAGAAACGCCCAACCUCCAUCGCAGACAGUCUGCACCACAUGACUGCCUGUAUUACAUUUCACAUGGCCAAGGUUUUGCGUAACUGGGGUCAGAAGACUCUUGCUAACAACCUGAAUGAUGCUGGUCGGAGGCUGCUUGUCAUUGAAACAGCAGUGGAUCCUACUAAAGACAACACAAAAGAACUAGACAAGGGCACUGUACUUGACACUAGUGUUGAUGUGGAAGAAACUGCUGGCUCCAUUAACAUACAGGCUUUGAAGAACAAGUCCCGUCGAGGGAAGAAGGGAACGCAGGGCAUGCUGAAAGAGCAUGAGGCUGAAGGACCAAUGAAUGAAGAACUAAAGGCACUGGAGGCGCACAUGCUUAGCAUCUCAAAACAAGAGACACAGCACAAAGCCCAGAGUGAACAUGAGCUGUCCGGCAGUGAAGACCCGUCCAUUCUCCAUGCCUACAUCGCCUAUCUACCCAGCCGCAUUGCUUAUCGGGAAGUUUCAAGGUUCAAGAAGCGUGCUCGCUACCUCGAGUUUUUCGUGCAAGUAGCCCAGAAGGCCCUAACAGAAGGUCUCCCUGAACUGGCCAUGGAAUGGUGUGAUGACACAGAUAACUGGAUCACAAGGCGAAAUGAGCAGAUAAUCGGAGUGCGAGCCUUCCUCACUAAGCAGCCAGGAGGCACCAUGACAGUAACUGGAGACGAUCCUAAAAAGUUUGCAGCUGCUAUGGUGGAAUAUAGCAAAGAGAAGGAGUUCAGCACCCCUCGAGGUCAGGCUGGGGGUUCCAAGGUUGUCCAGGGAAAACCAGGCCAGUCUGCACCAAAGGGGAAACGCAGGGUAAAAUACAAGGCUCUCCGUGUAAACAACAAUAUGACAGAUGCUGCCAAGCAGGCCCAGGAAGAGGCUGAGGUCAAGUUUCCGGAACAUUAUGAUGAAGAGGCCCUAGAGAAGAUAGGUGUUCACCUCCCAGACAUGUACCGGGGCUGGCACAGGAAACGUCGCCUCAGGAAGAUAUGCAAUGAUGAGAUGACAUGGAAGUGCCAGUUGAGCAUCCUACAAGGUCUAGCACAGUUCAGUGCCUUCCUUCAGAAGUUGGAAAGGAGGGAAAAAAUCAUGGGAAACACUGACAACAUCAUGUACAAGACCAACUUCUUGGAUCAGGAGUGGCUUGUAUUUGAGACUGCUGGCACGCUAGUAGUUGGCUGGGAAGGUGGACCUCUGCAUCAUGCUCACAUUGCAGAACCAGGGGAAAGACGAGAAAAGGAGGCCUCAAAAUACCCAGCCAUCCGGGAGAAGAACUCAGACUACAGUGAGUCAAGCUCUGAUGAAGAUCUGCCGACGGUGACAUCGAGAGCAAGGACCAAGACCGAUGCCCUAGACCUGGCAGGGUUUGAACGACCCAAGACAACAACAACAGGCAUUGAGAUAGCUGCUGCUUUGGCCACUGGUGCCCCACCGCCACCCAUGUUCACUGAACCACCCAUUGUUGAGGAUACCCCUCGUACCUACCGGUCAGACAUGAGCACUGCCCGUCUGCACACACAGAAGACUGACCAGCCAGACAUAGGCAUACUGACCGCUCAGGAAACACUGGAUGCUAUCAACAAGUCAUUCAGUUUUUUCAGGAAAGCCAUUGUCCUAGCCCACAGAGGAGGCUACUGGACGCUUCUCCAGAACGCGUGCCGCGGCCUAUGGAACAGCUUUCACACUGCCCUAAUGCGGGCCUACACCCCCUUGCUUUCCGAGGAAGAUAACGGUCUACUUACCAUGGAUGAGAUUCGCUCCCUGGCUUGGAAACCUCUCCAUGUGGCUGCCGAUUGCCUGCUUGAUAUGAUGGCACAGCUAGAAGUGGAACUACAGACUCAGAGUGCUAAGGACAAAGCAAAGGGCAAACUUGGCGACCAUUUUGAUUCCUGGACUGGUUCAGUGUUGAACGAGAGAGGAGGAGCAGGAUUGAAAUUUGAAAACCCAACAGAUAACCAGUCUGUACUCGAUGUCCGUUUCCUCAGAAGACUGGUACUCAGGGUCUUGGAGAUGCUUUACUAUGAGCAGAAGUGGGAGAAGCUUGUUGACAUUGCAUUGAGAUUCAAUGCUCUUACCAAUGAGCGUCAUGCAGAACAAGUGAUCCCCCUGUUGGUACAAGCCCAGCGUCGUCUCUCAGAGAGCAUUCAGGAACUCGGAGGAAAAACGCCCCCACAGCCUCACUACCAGCAGCUCAUGAUGAAAAUGAACUCCGUCGUAACGGCCCGCAUCUACCUUACACAACAACUAGAGCUAGUGGUAGAUAAAUCGAACCUUCCGCCAGUACCCACAGGGGCUGCAAUCGAUCCCCUGGGGCACGGAUUGUAUACAAGCAAAGAUGCAUUGAAGAACGUUUCAGUUCCUCUAGAUGCACCAUACAGUUUGUCAGUGUUGUAUGAGGCCUUUGACAAAUCGCAGUACACAUCAAGGGCGUUGAUGCAUAGUAGAAAGUUGAUGAUUUUGUACCUGGCCAACCAACAAAAUGUGGCAGAGGGAGCACUGAGCAGGGUGCCAUCUCGGGUAGACUUCAUUCCCAACACUGCGCGCCCCCAACCCACAAUGCCUCCAGACAUCAGCAGGGAGGAAUAUGCUGAUCCAUCUGAUGUUCAGACCGCGCCCAUUCCUCGAUCCCAGAUUGGCACUGUAAUAUCCUCAUACGAGAAAACUAUUGAAAUGCUGCUUGCAAAGAACGAGCGUGAGCUAGCGGCUCAAGCCAUGCAUGAGAAGGGAAACCUCCAUUUCCAUGCCAACAACGUUCGAGCUGCCUACAAAUGGUGGACUGAGGCCCUGGACUUGAUUUUCAACGCUGAUGAUGUGUUGCAUACAUGGCGAGACAUGUUUAAAGAUGCGACAGAUGUCAGUGCCGAUAUGCUCAACCGCUGUGGGAUCUGGGGCUGUAUAUUGGCUGGGAUUCUUACGUCCAACAUUGCCCAGUUCAUUCUGACCGUGGAUCUAGGACUUAGGACAGAGUGCUGCUUCCUGUCUGGCUACUUGUUCAAGGCGGUUUUCCGAACUUCCUUGCCCCACCCCCAGGCUGACAGGGACUAUGCUAUGUACGAAGUCGGGGAAGGGUGUGAAGUUACAAAUCUCAUCCCAGGGGUGGACCUUCUCUCAGAGAAAUAUAGGACAGAUGGACGCCAGCUUGUGGCUAGUCUGAGAUGGGUUAUAGAGGAACUGGCAAGAGGACAUCAUAAUCUGUUUGUGCUGCCAUUACUCACCCUGAACCAAUACUUUGCCCUGUUUGUUAGCCGCGACCUCCAGCGUACUGUGGACGGACGAAUCCUCAAGUGCCGAGUCCUGUGCGACCUUGGACUGUUUGCUGAGGCCCUUCAGACACUACAGAGGCUGCUGCAUGGAGAAAGGCUCCCUCACACAGGGGAUAGCAGCUUUAGGCAGGUGGAGUCGAAGGUUCUGCCUAUCAAGUUCAACACCAGCAAGCCUAUCACGGAGCCUGUGAAUUUGAAGGUCUUGGAGAAUGUCCUGGACAAGAGACUAUCCUCCAACUUGGGAAUGCUGUAUGGGCCACACAUGACCUGCCACCUGUCACUUGUGCAGGCCCACCUCUUUGUAUCACUGGCCAAUACCAUCCCUGUGCUGCCGAGCUUUGAGGAUGUUGUUGUCCCAGAAGGUGGCAGUUUGCUGAAGGCCCACACCAUCAGCACUUUAUCCAAACCCAUGGGUCACGGGCAAGGCAGCCUGAAACUGGGGGAAGCCAGGAGCAAGAAGGCAUCUGUCAAGGCUGCAAAGACUCUCACAGACGAUGACACAAUAUUUGAAAGUCCUAGUGAGGACAUUGCCGAUGAUGAUGACAGUGAUAUAGAUACUAUAACAGAAUAUUCGGAAAAAGGUUCAUCAGCCGAGAAAGCCAUUUCCCAUCUUGAAGGAGAAGAUGUAUCUAACACUGAAUCGAAGGGAGAUAAUUCAACCAAUGAUAACAAAAGUGUUUCAACCAAUAGGAGCUCAGCUAAAAGUCAAAUGGACACGGAGAGAACUAUUCCUCUGACAAAGAGGUUCAGUGGGGCAAGUAAGCCAUUGACGCUGGAGUUUAUCAAGGGAACACUACUGGUGGUUGCAGACCAGAUGGUAGGGACGAUUGCAGACGUCAUACAGGAAAACGUGGAGCUGGAGGGAGGAAAUUCGAAUGACCUCUCAGCCGCAGAACUAGAACUUGUAGUGCUUAGCAAGUUGGAACAGGCAGAGGUUGCCAAGCAGAAACAUCAUGCUCCGAUGGCUGCAAGGGUCGUGUUGUCGGCGCUGAAGAUGCUACAAAACUCAACUUUGUUUAAGAAGAGGAAACAUAUGCCCCAGCCACCAAGAACGUCACCAAAACAUGAAAGACCAUCGUCACUGAAGAACCGCGGUGACAAACCCAGACGGCCGCCGAUUCCCAUAAAACUUAGCGAACCAGAAAACAGCCAGUUUCAGUAUCAGAAUUUCCAGUCUCGGUCUCGUCUAGACGCCCGUCUGUGGCUCGCGUGUCGGGUGUCCCUCGUCAAGAGUCUUAUGAUGGAGAUCAGGGGCAUGGGCGAUGUGAAAGACCUGGUCAAACCUACAAGAAUUACCAAAGGAAGUGAAAACAAGGUCCUCCAGGAGCUUGCUGAUUGUCGUCAGUAUUGUGCUGAGGGUCUGGGUGAAGCGGAAGCUUGUGGGGACGUUGAGAAACAGGCAGAGUUCCUCCUACAGGGGGCGUGUCUCAAUAUUGUGGAGGGGAAGAACCUGGAACAUACCAUCUCGCUGCUACAGGAUUCUAUAAACAUGCUGACCAAGGUCUCCUGUCUGUCCAUCCCUGGUGUCCAGCUAAUGGCCUCAUCCAUCGUAAUGAGGACUGACCUUGAGGCUAUAGAACAUGAGGAUGAGUCUCUUAUCUUCACAGAGCGAACCAUGGAAAACUAUCUACAGGCACAGAGCCUUGUACUCAAACAGAUGGAGGAGCUUGGAGAGAGAGUGGUACACUUCUAUCCUGAGGGUCGUCUACAGGAGAGGUCAUGCCCAGCCAGCCCGCUCCGUAACAUUUACCUGCCACAUCUCCUAAGGCUUGUGCAGAUUAAGCUUCGUGUUGGACACGCCAUGGCUAGAAAUGCAGCAAAGAACAUAAGAAAUGCAACUAUCAAACACGAAUGGUCUGACCUUGACCCAGUUGUCAUGUGGACAGAUGCUCUUGGAGUUUUGAUGUCUGCCCUUGAACUCUCACAAGCAUCAGUGACCAGGGAGGCUUACCUAGAAGCUGAAUUAUUGCUCAACAUUGGUAAGGUUCAGCGUAUGCUAGUGUACCUUGGCAAGUUCCAGUCCAGAAAUGCAGCCCAGUCCCUGAUACGAGCCAUCAAGAUUUCACACGCCACUGACCAUAACCUUGGGUUAAUGAGACAGGCGUAUUUGGAGAUAGCCCUUGUGUACCUGUACAGUAGCGGAGGGGUAACAAUGAAGGAGGGGGGCAUCGACCCAGGGGCUCAAAGUGGGGAAGAUGUGUCCCCUAGAUUGGCUUCCAAGGGAACCAAGAAGAAGUCACCCAGAAAGUCAAAGUCUAAGACAAAAGAUGACAUGAACGAACAGGAGAAAGAAAGACGAGCAGCCUGGCUGGCGAUCAGGUGUGCUGCAGCUGUGUCAAACACCCAACGUAACAGGAUCCUCCUUAUUGGGGACACAGGCGUUACGUCCCAGAAGUUAUCAGAUGAAGCUCAGAAGGAGAUGCCGGACUUUGCAGCCCUGGAUCUUGUUGGGGCAUAUGUUCUUGGGGAGAAGAAGAAAGUGUAUAAGAAUGAGAUAGAGGAAGAAUUAGCCCCCCUGAUAGAGGCCCAGGAGGUCAAACACAUUGACACUUACGAGGAGCAGUUACAGAAAUCCAGAGAAGCCGCAAAUGACCUCAGCUGGAUACAAUUCCUAGGUUACCAGACAAUUCUUCAGAGGCUCUCCAGCACUUCAACGAUAUCUGCUUCCAGCGUGCAGCCGGACGAUCGACCGACGAGCGGGGAGCGAAAUGUUGGGGAGCUUGGACCGGACUUUGACCUCGGUUUUAUAAGUCAUGCUGAGUGUGAUACCUCAUUGAAUCAUGAUGUUGUCAGGACAAUGCUAUUUUCCGGCACCUGGACAACAAGGAUUGCUCGCAUGCACAGUUACUUAAGCACGAACCUAAAACCUUAUGGCAGUGAUUGCUGUGCUGUCUACCCACCGGCUGGCCUUGACCUUGCCCCUACGGCUGAAAAGCCCACAGAGCUGAAUAUUGUGUACAAGAGCUACCCUGAUAACCUGACCAAUCCUGCUGACCUGGAGAAUGAAACUCAGCUGAAGUUUGAUAUUGAGUUCUUACAAGGCAUGGCCCCUGCACCACCAGGCAGUGAGAGGAACCCGGUGAAGCCGGCAGACAAACCCAUAACCACACCGCCUGAUAAUGAGGUCACGCUUCAAUGGUACCAGCCCUCACUCGAGGAGGUAGACCCACUGAGGCCCGAGGCAAUGGGACCUGAGAGUCGGGUGUUACUGAUGUACGCCCUGAACAUGAAAAGUGGAGGCUCGGUGAAUGUAGCCGUCAGACUAAUGUGGGUUCAGAUGUCACAGUUAAAUGACCUUCAUGACAGGCUAGCAGUGUUGCUGCAGCGUGCAGAGGUGUAUCUACCGACAGGGAAGGGUAAGAAAAGAGGGGUGGAGCCCUCCCCUACCCCCACAGUCAAGUCUCGGAAAACUAAGGAGAGACUUCGGCCAUUGUCUCCCAAACGACAGAAAGAUGAAACAUUGGAGACCCUGUUACGACAAUGUAUCGAUGACAUCACUAUCCUGUUUGGUUCAACAGCAGAACCAGAUACAGCGUCCUCCGUCACUGAGCUGUUGCCUUUCGAUGUGUCAAGAGCCAACGUAAAAAUGUUGGAAGCGUUGUUUGAUCCAAGCUUUGGAGCGACGCUGAAGUCAGCUGAUCUGGCUCAAUGGAUGCUUAAACUUUUCCCGACAUUUUGAGCUUUUAUGCUGAGGUCAAGACAAGACCUGUUUUAAAAUUAGACAUUUCUUAUUGUGUUGACUUUAUUUUGAAAUCGGACAUUCCUAAAAGAGUCAAGUUUAUUUUGAAAUUGGAAAUUCCUUAGUGUUGCAAUUAUUUCUAAAUCAGACAUUCCUAAAAUAGUCUAGUUUUUAACUUUUUAACUUUUAAGUUUGACAUUCCUUUAAAUGUGUAGCCCAAAGAUUGUGUCCAUUGCACAUUUUGUAUAACCAAGUUAAUUAAGUUCAAACAGUGUUGAUAAUGCUAUGCUUCGAAGCAUUUGUUCAAUACUUGAGUAGAGAACAGCCUUUAAUCCUCAACUUUAACAUGAGUUGAGAAGAUAAAAUAAUUAUAAAUUAAACAUUAUACAACCUAUAAAUAGAGCAUCUGAGUUUGAGUCAUUUUGUGAAAUAUUUAAAAAUAAACUUAGAAUUUGUAA